Messenger RNA from Penicillium brevicompactum, 369 nucleotides. RefSeq lists its product as uncharacterized. The record is from RefSeq and is a predicted model, not a curated record. The transcript is spliced from 2 exons. Bases 1 to 369 code for a protein of 122 amino acids. Lineage: Eukaryota; Fungi; Ascomycota; Eurotiomycetes; Eurotiales; Aspergillaceae.
AUGACGCUCUGGAUUCAGGGAGCCUUUCCCGUUGCCGAAGCCAGAUUGCACAACUGCCUGGCUCAGGAGCACCGUCGAUCAGUCCUGGCGGUCCCUCAAGAGACCUGGGUACCUUUGGCUCUCAGCACAGCGCCAAGCUUCAAACUUCUCGUUGCGAAAGUCCAACAGACGUUUGGUCGUGAUCAUAUCGUCUCUGUGGCUGGAUCCUGCGUUCACCAAAGCUCUCUGACUCCCGGUGAAUAUGACGGUUCCGGCGAGUGGCAAAACGUGCUGUUCAUAGCAGACGGUUAUGUCUUCAAAUCUAGCCCCAGAGGCGAGGAGACGAGAUGGGACAGCCGUUAUGGCUAUACAGAGCCAGUUCUCGUAUAA